AUGGACUUGAUCGAUCAGUUGAGUGUGAAAAAGCCACUCACCACAGGCUUGGCGAAGAGGUUAGAAAGUUUUGAACAAGAGGAUAGCUUCACAGUCGCAGGAAGAGGGUUUCUCUUCGACAACAACUCCGUGUUCAAGCAAGUCAGGGAGAGACUUUACAGAACCGAGGAAAGCGAUGAUGAAGUCAACGGUGAUAUUUCCCACGAUGUUCAAAAAGAUCAUAUCUCACUCACACAAAAAGUUUUGCCUGCUUACGAUGGUGAGGACUUAGAACAAGACUUUUCUCAACAACACAAACCGAGAGGGUCCGUUUUGAACAGCGGCUCUCGAAGUGCUCUAGAUCAUCGAUCUUUUAAACAAAAUGCGGUAGAACUCGAUCACCGCGGGAGCGACUUUACUCAGAUUGUAGAAGAUCAACCAGAUCCUACUACCGCAGAAAGCAGCAAUCAAGAACUUGAAACACAGAUUUUGCCAGCAGACCUGGGAGCAGACUUUGGCAGCAACGAUUUGGAAUCUACAGAACGGGAUUUAGAGCAGAACAUUCCCGGCACAAUUAUCGAUGAAGUUAGUCUUCGAGCCACCGUUAAAGACAUCGACACAUCGUCGACUAAAUGUGACCCAGUAAUGCAGAUCGAGACAGAGCAGCAGGAUCGUACGUUCGAUUAUGUUGACAGGAGCCUUUCUCAUAAAUCUGCGAAUGAAGAACAAAUACCACCUUCCGCCAAGCGCUUUAGCGCUCGAGCAUUUGUGGAUGCCUUCGAUGACGUUUCUGACAGUGACGAGGAAAAUACUAACUUCGAUAGUGAUUCAAAAACAAAGACAUCUCGAAGUGUAGAUGUAUCAAUUGAGAAAGCCAAUACAUCAAAUACGUCAAAAGAAACAACUGAAACUUACUCAAGCAAAGCUCCAGAGCUGAGCUCUUUAAAGCUCUACCAGGGCUCUUUGCGACAUAAGCUUCAGGACGAAAACGUUAUUGCACUGUCUUCAAGCUCUGACGACGAUGAUCAGACCGAGUCCAACUUGAUGAUCUCGAAAGCCGCUAUUCUUGAUUUAAAGGCCCGUCUAUCCAAGAAAAGAGGGAAGUUUAAGACUGCAGGAAACAAAGGCACUUCAGCCUCCACUUCACUAAGAAAUCUGUUCAACACGUUACGGAAGGCAAACAAAGAGCAGAUUAUGGAAUACAAAAAGGGCAAAAUUGGCUUAAACGGCGUUGAUCUUGCCACGGUAGCUAGCGAGAAAGAAUCCGUCGAGGCCCUGCUGGAAAGGGAACUGGCGAGAAAUAAAAGAAUUAAACUGCGCGAAAUGCAGCGGCAGAAAGAGGAUGGUACUGUAAAUGACAGCGACGGCGAUUUUUCUAGCGACCUGAACUUCAGCAAUGAUGAGUUUGAUAGCGACAUAUCUGAUCAGGAUGAAAAUGAUCUUCACUCUCAAGAAAUCAGUGUUGAUAAUGAUGCAACCGGCGCUGAGGAUCUGGCCGCUGAUCAGAGCGCCCUGAGAAGUGAGAUAAACUCUGAUAAUGGAUUCAACUCAAGCCUAAGAGAGCAUUUGCCUGCAUUCAACGGUACAGGGAAGCCAGCGUUCCCAGAGACCAACAACGAAGAGCUUUCUGAGAGAGAAGUUGACACACAAGCUGACGAAGAGGGCAUAGAAGGACAACAGGAUCAAGAAAGAGAAGACGAAGAAGGAGAAGAUUUACAACUAAGAAAAGUUAGGAGGCGUCAAUUAAGACUUGCCGAGUCAGACGAUGAAACUCCCCAAAAUCAGCAGAAAGAGAAAAUCAUUGAUCUAGGCGCUUACGGCAACAACAUUCCGAACACCAUCACAGACAUGAGGUCUGAAGCUAAAGAAAAUCUUACACACGAAAAGCAUACUAUCUUACCAAAUGCUAUAGACACCAGUAACCAUUCGGGCACGGACAUAAGCAGAGCAAAGGAUGUCGAGGACGCUGAAGCUUUGAGAGCAAUGAUUCAAAGAAUAAUGGAAAAGCGCCAGAAAAGAGAAGCGAGGCGUGAGAUGCAUAUACGGGAGCUUAGACGCAGCAAGGCGAAUCAAAUGAUGGAUAUAGAAGCCGAAGAGUCCGAGGAUGAAUGGUUUGGAGUCGGCGGCGCGGACGGGGAAGGGUCAGACGAGGUCGACUCGGAACUCGAAGCCAUGAUUGAUGAUUUUUCCAACUCCAACUCGAACUAUGACGAGAUUCGCAAGAGACUUAUCGAAGACGACAUAAGCAAAGAUAAGGACAUGGUGAACAGAAUUUUACACGAUAUCAAGACAGGUGGACUUCGAAAACGCGGUCGAGGAGCGCUUGACUUGGAGUUGAGUGACGGAGAGGAUGAGGAGCUACUAAAAUAUCACGCUAGAAGGAAAGAAAUCAUGCGGCAAAAGUUGACUUCCGCGACGCCGAACGGAGAAAUCACUAUUACCUCCAAGUCUAAGGCUUUCUUCGAAAGUGCCGCUGAGGAAUUCGGUGGUAAUAUCAAUUUUCUGGAUGAGGAGAUACCAGAAGAAACGAGAGCACCACGAAUGGAAAUACCCUCUUAUCGGAGCGUUUCAAGGGUCUCGACAGAGAAAAAAGUCCUCUCUGAGGAGUUUGUUCAACAGACUCUUUCUUUCUUGACAUCUCGAGACGAGGAAGAUACUUCCUCAGAAAAAGCGGUGGCUUCAAGCUCUCGUUCAAAAAAUGACGACUUUUCUCAAGAGCUGGAAAACUUACACACUUUGAAGCAAAGAAGCAGCAUAAAACUAUUCUCCAAUACUCCUCGGCGUUCGAAUUUUGCGGGCGAUGACGACUUGGAAGAUGCUCUAACCGGAAAUAAGUCCAAUUCAAUAUUUAACAAAUUCAAACAUCACAAAGAAGCGAGUGACAUGUUCAAGGAAGGUCAAAAAACUGUCAAGUCCAAAACGUUGUACAAAGUUGCAGGCUCCUCAAAGGCAUCAAUAACCUACCUUGGAAAAUCCAGAAAGCUCAAGACCAAAAAGAAGACUGCAAAAUUGAAUACUGGGAUGAGCAGGAGAAGAGAUCCAGCAGAUUCAAUGCUUCGCGCUAGCAGUACAAAUAACUUCGAAACCUGA
Lachancea meyersii CBS 8951 is the source of this 3069-nucleotide messenger RNA. Lineage: Eukaryota; Fungi; Ascomycota; Saccharomycetes; Saccharomycetales; Saccharomycetaceae. The record is from the annotation of a GenBank genome assembly.